Molecule: messenger RNA, 1252 nt
Organism: Centropristis striata (black sea bass)
Lineage: Eukaryota; Metazoa; Chordata; Actinopteri; Perciformes; Serranidae
Product: solute carrier family 22 member 13-like
Exons: 6
Coding region: 293-1048 (251 amino acids)
Biological process (GO): transmembrane transport
Molecular function (GO): transmembrane transporter activity
Source: RefSeq, a predicted model, not a curated record
GCUGGGCUCAGCCUUAGAGAUAGGGUGAGGAGCUCAGACAUCCGGAGGGAGCUGGGAGUAGAGCCGCUGCUCCUUCGCGUCGAAAGGAGUCAGCUGAGGUGGUUUGGGCAUCUGGUAAGGAUGCCUCCCGGGCGCCUCCCGUUAGAGGUGUUCCGGGCACGUCCAACUGGUAGGAGGCCCCGGGGAAGACCCAGAACACGGUGGAGGGAUUAUAUAUCUCUCCUGGCCUGGGAACGCCUCGGGGUCCCCCAGGAGGAGCUGGACGUUGUGGCUGGGGAGAGGGACGUCUGGAAUGCCCUGCUUAGCCUGCUGCCCCCGCGACCCGGCCCCGGAUAAGCGGAAGAAAAUGGAUGGAAUGGAUGUUUUUCCAAUUGAUGUGAAAGAUGCUGCUGAAAAAGGAAACAUCACAAUUAUUUUCAGAUCACCUCUACUGACAAAGUAUUUUCUUCUCAUGAUAUUGGCAUGGUUUUCUCUGGACCUUUCCAUCUUCUGCUUGUACUUCAAUAUUGGAAACCUCGGCCUCAGCAUCUUUAUGACACAGCUGUUGUUUGGUGCUAUUGAAAUACCUGCUUAUUUACUGUGUAUGUGGCUGUUGGAGGUUUUUGGCAGAAAAAAAUUACUCAUAACAACAACUCUGACCGGAGGGCUCUGCUGCAUACUUGUCCUAGCUGUUCAAGGAUAUCCCAUUGCUGUGACAACAUUAGCCGUUGCAGCGCGUUUCUUCCUGCUUGGGGCUUAUACGAUAUGUCAUGUUUAUGUCCAGGAGCUGUUUCCAACAUCUGUUAGACAACCAGCCACAUCUCUAGCAUCAGUGUCAGGAAAACUAGGUGCACUACUGGCUCCACUGCUCAACAUCCUGUCCAUGUACCACUGGUCCAUACCCACCACAGUCUUCAGCAGCUUGACCCUGAUCAGUGGAGCGCUCUGCUUCCUGCUUCCUGAGACCAGGAGAAAAGAGCUUCCUGAGUCCACUGACAAGGCCGAGAACAACAGAAAUGUGACAUCCACAAAAACAGAAAAUCUCAAGCAACAAUCAACCAAGUUGUAGACAUGUGUCUAAUGAUUUAUUCUUUAAAACUGCAUAAUAAACUCUAUGGAGUUUUGGGCUAUUUUGUCCAUGUUUGAAUCCUUUUCAUCCUGCCUGUAUACACCACUUAAAACAUGUUUAAAUGCCAAAUUGGUAUAUUUUUUUUCAGCACAACCUCACCUAUAUGACCUAAUUAUUGAUUUUUUUCAACAUUUUGAACCAAAA